This is a messenger RNA of Salvia miltiorrhiza (redroot sage), 1760 nucleotides long. RefSeq lists its product as uncharacterized. Lineage: Eukaryota; Viridiplantae; Streptophyta; Magnoliopsida; Lamiales; Lamiaceae. The record is from RefSeq and is a predicted model, not a curated record. The transcript has 7 exons. Bases 187 to 1458 code for a protein of 423 amino acids.
GGAAACAUUGUUGAAUGAGUAGAAUAAGAGGGAGGCAAUAUAGCUUUCUCGUUUUCAAAUUUGGGGCUGAAAACCCGGGAAGCUUGAAUUCUAAAACUAAAAAAUUAUGGCGCCAUUUUAUUAUCGUAUGCUAAUCUAUAACCUUAUGGUGAUGCAGUCUGAGUUCAUGUCUGUUAAGGGAAAAAUAUGCCAAAAUCUUCGCAUUUGGAGCUUCACGCCUCCGAUUCUGAGGCUUUGGAUCUUCUUGAUUCACUUUCACUUCCUCCAGAACCUCCUGAUAUCAGAAACUGGUUCCCAAGCUACGUGUAUGAGUCCCCGGAGUUGGAUGACUUGGAUUGUUUUCAAGAUUCUGAUGGGGCUGGAGACCGUUGUGUCAAGGAAGAUAGCACCCGAAAAUCGGGGAAUAGUUGUCCUAUAGGCAAGUAUGAUGAUGCUUGUGCUGGGCAGGUGAAACCAUCUCAUGGGAUUGAGUCAAAUGUAUCUGCUGCCAUGGUUUCAGGAUUGUCAGAUUCGUCCCUCUCCCUUCCUGAAGAGCCUCCGGACAUUCGGAAUUGGUUCUCAAGUUAUGUCUAUGAGUCACCGCUGCUGGAUACUGCACUUGAUUUUGCAAUUUCUGUUUGUGAAGAGAGCAAAGAUGGCAAGUUAGGUGCUGUAGAAAAGAGCGCCUGUCAGAAUAUAAAGGAUCCAAUGGCCUCUAGCAGUGGUGAAAAAUCAGAGUUGUGCCCACUAAAGAAUACCUCGGAUGCAGUGGUGAAAGGCCCCAAUAUAGUAAAUGGUAGCAAACUAGACCAUCAAUCCGUGUGCAAUGAUGACUAUGAUGAUGAUGAUGUUAUAACGAGUCUAUCUAGUUCCGAUAAGGUUUCUGAAGCAAUGCUGUCUGGACAAAAAGCAGGAUACAGUAACUACAAAUCUCUUGAAAAGUCGUAUGAUGAUGAUGCAAAGUUGCAUGGAACAUUUUUUAGCAGAAAUUCAAUAUCAUUAAGUAUGGAGAAAAAUCUACGCAGUCAGGAUGGGAAAUCAGUUUAUAGGCCGAUUAAAGGAACUUGUUGUGUCAAAGAUGGCCUAGGAAACAAAGAUAUCAAUAAAAUCGUAUCACCUCAAAAAAUUGAUAGGAUUGUACCCAAAGGAGAUUGUCGGGGAAGUCAGGCCGACAGAAGAAGCGCAGGGAAAGAAAACGAGGAGACUGAACUGCAAGAAGAUGGCUUCAUUUCUGUAAGAAAAAGGAGUCGUCAAGAAAAUGCCGAGAAUGUGGCAAGGCUCAGAAUUAAAGUAGAACCUAUGAUGAAUAUUGAGAAGGAUUGCAACAUAGUCAGAAAGGUUUUAUCUGAGAUUUCUAACUUCCAGUCCCAGAAUAUAGUGGCAUGUACAGGAAAAUGGUCUUGCCCUCAGAAGAAUAAACCAGACCUCGGUCCUCCUCUGAAGCAGCUUCGGCUAGAUCAAUGGGUUCGCCGCGUAUAAAUUCAAGUUUUGGACAGUGUGAAGAAGAUGGAAUACGAAGCUCUUUUUAUUAACAAGUUGCCGGAUAAUGCUUCCACCUGCUUGGCUUUGGCUGGUGUUGCCGAGGCAUACGAAUAGCAUAGAAAAUGAUCUUAAAUGUUCUUCUCACCUACGCGUUGUCGUAUGAGGCAGUCGACAACUUCAGAGACAUUGAUGCGAUUCUCGUAAGUUUUAUAGAUAAUUUUGGAUGUUGAGUUAAAUUAAUAUUUGAUAGAAAUGGUUGGAAUUUGGGGGAUGGGUGAAGCAUUUUCAUGUCUGGUGAC